This is a messenger RNA of Danio aesculapii, 1611 nucleotides long. It is a transcript of the gene tmem134, whose product is annotated as transmembrane protein 134. The record is from RefSeq and is a predicted model, not a curated record. Bases 228 to 848 code for a protein of 206 amino acids. The transcript is spliced from 8 exons. NCBI's taxonomy places the organism in Eukaryota, Metazoa, Chordata, Actinopteri, Cypriniformes, Danionidae.
GUUUAGACUCAACCCACAAAAAAAAGAAGCAGCUGUUCCCAGCAAAGUUUAGGUUAAAGUUUUUCGCCGGCGAGUAAAUAAUACAUUUAAACAGAUUUACUGAUAUUGUAUCCCUUAGAGGCGACCUACGGACCAUGGCAGACAGAUGUACGUGUAACUGAUGAGGAUCAAGAGUAAUGGACAUGCUUUCCACUUAACAUCUAGUCAGUGUCUGAGGGCCAGUAGCAAUGGGGACACAGUUCACAAUCGAUGAUGCAUUUGUCCUGGAGGGGGAAGAGGAAGGUGUGGUGCCUGAGGAGGAUGCGGGGGAAUGGAAGGGCAGAGAGAAAGACGGCGGUGGAGAGAUGACAUUUGGACCUCUUUCUUUUACCAAAACACAAAGUCAUCCUUCUGGAUCUGCCGGCACUCCUGAACACAGCAAUCUGAAGUAUCAGAACCUGGAAAAUGAAGAUGCUUUGGGUGGCACUGUGAACUCCUCUUUCAAUAACUUCUUCAAAAUCAGCGAUCCUGCUACUUUGUCCUACUGCAGCUCUCAGUGGUCAUUCAGCACACUCAGCUCAGUCACACAGCUGUCUGCUCACUGCUGCGGGUGGACGUCUCACCCACUAGUGAAGAAGAACAGACGAGUGGUUCUCGCCUCAUUCCUCCUGUUAAUCACUGGAGUUGCUUUGAUCUUUACAGGCAUUGUCAUACAGUUAAACCCUCAUGCAGGUGUUUCGAGUGCAAUUUUCUUUGUUCCUGGAUUUCUCCUCUUCAUUCCUGGUGUUUAUCAUGUGAUCUAUAUAAGCUGUGCAGUUCGGGGACGAAGAGGAUUCAAGUUCUUUUAUUUGCCAUACUUUGAGAAGUAAAAACAGUUUCUCUUUACAUCAUCCAGACCGGGAGUCUGGAUCACCCAACAUUUCAAAUCCCUAAAAAUGAAGUAAGGGGGAUGACUUCUUUCUACAACCUCAGUUACUUGUGGUUUUUUUAAACAAUUUCACCAUUUUUUUGUUGUAAAAGCCAGUCUGUAUGCAGUCUCUAACCUCUACAGAAAGAACUAACAGCAGAGCUUCAACUGUGAUUUACUAUCAAGUGCAACAACGUACAAUCUUACUUCAUCUGUGUCCACAGAAUUUGAGAAGCCACAUAUGAUUGAGAUUUUGUGUAUUUAAAUGUUCUCAAUUCAGUGAAGCAUACUUCGAGUUCAGCAAUUAUUAUAAGCUGGUUAUAGAUGUACAAAGUUUUGUCUUAUGUAGUGCGCCAAUAAUAACAUGAAUUUGUUCACCACUAGCGCUUGUAGUGAAAAUUAAAUAAUAGAAAACAAAGCAAAUGACAUGAAGUAAAAAGAGCAACAUUACCAUUUAGGCCACCACACACACAAACACACACACGCAGUCUAACUUGUAAAACUUCGACUUUCAUCUUCCACCUAUUGUAAAAUCAUUCAAGAUGCAGCAACCAAAGUGAUAUGCUUUUGGACUGAAUAUUUUUCUUAACUAUUACCACUACUAACACUUUAAAACCACUGUUUUAGUCCUAAAACAAAUGUGUUGAAAAGAUUUUGUAUUGUGUAAUUUGUUUUUUUUUAAUCUUUGACACUACAAUAAACCUGUUUUUAUAUUUGCUUUUAAA